AUGGGCUGGCUCUGGGGAAGCGGCGAUAGCUCCAGCGGGCAAGACCAACUCGAUCCCUCCCUCCGCGACUUCCUCAAAAAAGAAGCGCCCACUGGCCCCAAACCCUCACUGCCGCCCGCUCCCAAAGGAAAGCCCACCGAAUCGCCAACUCAGACACAAUCUCAAUCGCAGCCGCAAACACAAACAGACGCCCAAAAACCCGUCGUACCCCCGCAAUCGCAGUUCCAGGAUGGCCGCUAUGCCGACUUAUGGAAGAAUUAUACCCCUCAAAAUAUCAUCGAUGAUCGUGGAAAGUCGGAGCAAGACCGGUUACGAGACCUCGUAGACGCCUACAACGACCGCAAAGCCUCAAUUGGACGAGUAGCCAUGGAAAACUGCGCACUCGAGUACAUGGAACAAUUUGAGUGCUUCCGGAAUCCAAAGUCAUGGUGGUCAGCAGGAACCAUGUGCAUCGCCGAGUCGCGCAAGUUCAACCGCUGCUACGAUAUACAAUCCAAGUUUCUGAAAGCGCUGGGAUACAUGACCAUGGACGAGCGAUCACCAGAGGAGGACGAGCGGAUACAAAUGCACGCAGAUAAACUCUACCAGCGCAUGAUACAGCAAGAAGAGGAGAUGGAGAAGGCGAAAGCAGAGGGGCGACCAGUACCGAAAUUCGAAAGCAUCUUGUCGAAACGAAAUGUCGUCGAGGCGGUGGGUGGCGUAUCGUCAACACCACGGAAAGCUGUACCUGUAGCUGAGAUUGGCAAGUCAAGUACCACUUUGGAUGACACCGAGGUCUGGAGCCAGAUCAAGCCCGAUGUACGAAAGGAGUACGAAAAGAAGCUUCAGAGUUUGACACCAGAAGAGCGAGAGAUUGAGAGAAUGGCCAUAGUAGGUGAAAUCCGCGCGCAGACUGGUGUCUCAAAACAAUUGGAGCAGACAUUCAUCGAAGAACGGGUAGCUCGUAUGAAGAGAAAAGAGGCUGGUCAAGCGACGUUCGGUGAUACGAUAAAGACGCUGUGGGGAUGGUAA
This is a messenger RNA of Alternaria burnsii, 1011 nucleotides long. RefSeq lists its product as uncharacterized. The record is from RefSeq and is a predicted model, not a curated record. The transcript has a single exon. The coding region runs from base 1 to 1011 and encodes 336 amino acids. NCBI's taxonomy places the organism in Eukaryota, Fungi, Ascomycota, Dothideomycetes, Pleosporales, Pleosporaceae.